Trichoderma harzianum CBS 226.95 is the source of this 642-nucleotide messenger RNA. RefSeq lists its product as hypothetical. The record is from RefSeq and is a predicted model, not a curated record. The transcript is spliced from 2 exons. The coding region runs from base 201 to 602 and encodes 133 amino acids. Lineage: Eukaryota; Fungi; Ascomycota; Sordariomycetes; Hypocreales; Hypocreaceae.
CACGGACGGCGGCGGCGGCGGCUCCGGCUCAAAAACAGUUACUCCUUUUGGGAAUAUGAGAUGUGACUGUGGAGGGAGGGAGGUAGAGAGGCGGGAUAUAAAAACGGGUGGCCAGUGAGGAUCUGGCAUAGUGCACCACGGUGGCUUGCUGCGAUCCACGGGAGCUGCAAGGGAAAGGCAGGCGAAACAUUUUGUGAUGGAUGGGAAAAAUGAUGUGUUGCUUGGAUCCAGAUCGACGAGUCAGCAGUAGUCAGACGGCAAUUGUUCUGUUCCGUAUUGGACGCCACUUAUUAGAUGCAUGUACUCUAAAUUUAGAUGGGGGGCACCUUUUUUCGAUUUUUGCCCUCGCAUAUUCAUUAUUCAUGGACAUAUAUUUUAUCAUUUUUUUCCCUUCUGAUUUUCCUAAACGUGAUGAGAUGAUCAUGUCUUUGUUGGUGCUUGAAUAUGUGAAGAGUAUUCCAAGAUACUACAGUGUUGCUAGCGCCUUACCCAAGAAGUCGAUGAAUCCUUCUCAAGGGCUUAUGAAAGGGUUGCCUGCUCGGAGGCCAUUAACGCGACCAAAAGGGUCCAGCUCACCAGGAUUGUUAACAAUGUCGAUCUAGCGUGUAGCUUAUCGAGGUUUCGAGGCUAUGCUUGCUUGGC